UGCAGUUAAUGAGAAAGACAAUGUUCUUCUGUUUUGUGGAUAUACUUGUGGAUAUACGAUUAAUGAGAUCUUUUAUAAUUUUGCCUCGACAGGGGCCAAAAGGUCCGGUUGAACACAUAUACAGAGGUAUUCUGUUUAUUUAUGAUCGUAAUCACCAUAUGCAUUAUGGUUAUAUUUGCGUUAAAUCCGAGUCGUGUGUGGUGGUGGGUGGUGGUGGAUUACGCGCAAAUGAUGAUAUAAAUGAUAACACAAGGAUGGUGAGAUUUCCCAGGCUGAGAACUUCUUUUGUUCCUCAAUCACCACUGAGACCACCCAGGGGUGAUCCUAUGAAUUUUGGUAGAAAGCAUGAACGUGCACGUGAUGCACUAGUUGGAGCUGCCGUUAAAAUUCGCACGGGCAAUUAUAAGGGAUACAAGGGAUGUGUUGUAGAGGUCAAAGGUUCUGUGGUCCGGGUAGAGUUAGAGUCGCAAAUGAAGGUUGUUGCAGUUGAUCGCAGUCACAUUUCAGACAACAUGGCCAAUGGUUCGACACCGUUUAGGUAUGAGAACGCCCAUGCACGACCGCGCAUGGAAUCCCUUCACACCAACGAGGGAUUGUGGUUCUUCGACCCCAAGUUUAGGUUGAAUAAUACUUCCUCGUCUGGAGGCCAUUGCUGCCUGAUAUUCUUAAGCCGGUGCAUAGUUGGCUAG
This is a messenger RNA of Striga asiatica, 689 nucleotides long. Lineage: Eukaryota; Viridiplantae; Streptophyta; Magnoliopsida; Lamiales; Orobanchaceae. The record is from the annotation of a GenBank genome assembly.